AGAAUUUACUAGUGUUUGUCUUUUUAUCAUUUUCAUAGUACAAAACUUAAGAAAGACAAACUCCAGAAUGUCAGGUCAACGGUUUCCAGCAAUCUGAACCGUUGGUUCUUGAUCCUACCCAAAACCCAUGUCGGUUGCACUUUGCACCGCCUGAUUGCUCUUCCAUUCUUAUUCGCCUCAAUCCAGAUUCUCUCAAAACAAAACAAAACCAAAAAUCGUUACUUUAACGUUAACUAUAUAUAGAAAAGCAGAGGAUUAGAAGUUUCUGAUAGAAAAAAUGGCAGACCACUCUGAUGAUUUAGACCAACUUCUUGAUAGUGCUUUGGAUGAUUUCCAGAAUCUCAACCUUACCCUUCCUCCUCAAAGGGGAGGAGAAGGAGAUGGUGAAGGAAAAAAGCAAGAAUCUGGUUCUUUACCAAGUGGGGUUCAAGGGUUAGGAAUGGGAUUACCUGACUUGAAGAGCAAGAAAAAGGGAAAGCAAAAGGUUUCAAAGGAGUCCCAUGUCACAGAGGCUCUUGAUAAACUGAGAGAACAGACCAGAGAGACUGUAAAAGGAUUGGAAUCAAUGUCGAAACCUGUAGGAGAUGAUUUUGGUAAGGAUGCCAUGAUUGAGGAUUGGGUCAAGCAGUUUGAGGAGCUUGCUGGGUCUCAGGACAUGGAAUCCAUCGUGGAGAUUAUGAUGCAACAACUUUUGUCUAAGGAGAUUCUUCAUGAACCCAUGAAGGAAAUUGGAGAAAGAUACCCACAGUGGUUACAAGAGCAUAGAACCAGUUUGAGCAAAGAAGAAUAUGAACGAUACUCCCACCAAUAUGAACUGAUAAAGGAGCUUAACGGAGUUUAUGAAAAUGAUCCUAAUGACUUCACCAGGAUUGUUGACCUCAUGCAAAAAAUGCAAGAAUGUGGUCAGCCACCAAAUGAUCUUGUGCAAGAGAUUGCUCCUGAAUUUGAUUUAUCUAAUCUUGGCCAGCUAUCCCCAGAAAUGCUCGAAUCACAGCAAAACUGUUGUAUAAUGUGAGGCGAUAUCCUGUUGCAGACUAUGUUUCCUUCUAUUUAAUGGAUAUUCUUUUAACCUUUCGGGGAAAUAAAGUAACUUGCCUUUUAACUUCCAAGUUAUUCAAUCCUUGAAGAAAUUACAUGCUCAAUGUUUUGAACCUAGUUUCUUGUUAAGCUUAUGCAUGAUUAUGGGAAAAGAGGUUUAUGAGUUAUAUGA
Durio zibethinus is the source of this 1210-nucleotide messenger RNA. Its product is annotated as peroxisome biogenesis protein 19-2-like. Gene Ontology annotation, biological process: protein import into peroxisome membrane. The record is from RefSeq and is a predicted model, not a curated record. Gene Ontology annotation, cellular component: peroxisome; peroxisomal membrane. Lineage: Eukaryota; Viridiplantae; Streptophyta; Magnoliopsida; Malvales; Malvaceae.